AUGGCGUUCUUAUUUCAAGAUUCUGGUAUUGCUGCUUCAAUAUUCUUAGUUUUAUUUUUUAUCUACACUUUAUUUGCUGCUAGAGUAGUUUAUGAAAAGGGUUUGAAAUCAAUUUAUACUUCACUUCUAUUAUUUGGGAUCUUUAGAGUUUGUGGACAAUUUUGUGGUAUUGCAUUUGCCAAAUUGGGAUAUGCCCAUUAUCAAUGGUUAAUUGCAUAUUUGGUAUUCAGUGCAGAAGGUUAUUUUACUUUGAUAUUAGCUUCAUUUCAUUUAAUUGCAAAUGCCCAAGUUGCAACUACUGGUAAAUCAUGGGUUCGUCCUACACCUGAACAACGUAAAGAAAUGAAAACUAAAGCAAAAACAAUUAAAGAAAAAUUUCAUGCAUAUUUUCCACCAUCUACUAUUUUCCAUAUGUUAUUAAUUCCAGCAAAUGCUUUAAUCAUAUCUGGUGGUACCAUACUUGUAGGUCAACAACCGGGAAAUUAUAACCCACAAACAGUUGAAUCUUCUGAAGGAUUACGGACUGCUGGUCAAGUUAUAUUCUUGUCACAAACUUGUGUUGCUAUCUGUUUGGCUAUCUAUGUAUAUGUUAAGGGAGGCAUAAGACAUAAUAAUCUAUACAGUGUCUUCUUGGUUGCUCCUUUCAUUAUAGUAAGAGGUAUUUUUGGUGUUUUAUCUAUUUAUCUUAAGGAUAUGAAUUAUUAUGAUGUUGCAAAUUAUACAGCAAAUGGGUUCGAUACAAAAUUUGUUAUUUAUGAGUACGUUUUAGCUACUACUAUGGAGUUCAUCACUGGUUGUAUUUAUGUAUCGAAUUAUUACUUUGAUACAAGAUUCAGCAAAAGACUCGACUAUGAAGAAAAAUAUGAUGAUGAAAUAUUUAGUGAUAAAGAUGAUAACGGGAAAAUUUAG
This is a messenger RNA of Candida tropicalis MYA-3404, 909 nucleotides long. RefSeq lists its product as uncharacterized. Lineage: Eukaryota; Fungi; Ascomycota; Pichiomycetes; Serinales; Debaryomycetaceae. The record is from RefSeq and is a predicted model, not a curated record. The coding region runs from base 1 to 909 and encodes 302 amino acids. The transcript has a single exon.